AUGGCUGAAGCAUUCAAAUCUACUAUUACUAGAAGUGCUGAAUUAGGAGAUCCUGCAUUUUCAAAAAUACCACAGCUCAUAAAGAACGUAUCAAAGAAAUCAUUUCCUCGUGCUAAUCUUUCUGAAGCUCAUAUAUGGAUACCAAAUCAUUAUGAUUCAGAGUAUGCUAUACUCGAAGAUCAUGGUACAACUCAUAUUUCUGUUGUAGAUGCUAAUGAGAUAGCCAUUAGUAGGCUGCCGCACUUAAUCAUUUCUGGGGUUCUCAAGUUAUGGAUUCAAAUAUUUGGAUCUUUGUUUAAUGAUCAAAUGGAUGAUUUCACAAUUCCUAUACUACCAACAAUUGAAAGAUUCUGGCCUACUCCUCAUAAUUUUCCUGCACCAGGUAAAAAACCAAUGUUAUCAACUUGUUCUACAAUAAUUAAAAGACCUGAUGGAAGGUUUGAAAUGGCUAGUAGUGUAAGAUUAACAAUAAUAAAAUUUUGGUGA
Dentiscutata erythropus is the source of this 486-nucleotide messenger RNA. The record is from the annotation of a GenBank genome assembly. Lineage: Eukaryota; Fungi; Glomeromycota; Glomeromycetes; Diversisporales; Gigasporaceae.